Molecule: messenger RNA, 2298 nt
Organism: Tetrahymena thermophila SB210
Lineage: Eukaryota; Ciliophora; Oligohymenophorea; Hymenostomatida; Tetrahymenidae
Product: transmembrane protein, putative
Exons: 2
Source: RefSeq, a predicted model, not a curated record
AUGAAGAGUUUAGAUUCAGGAGGCUGCUUUAGUAAUAUAGGUUCUGCUUUUCUUAUAUUUACAAAUACAGUUUUUGACUCUUGCUAUAGUGGUAUGUUUGGUGGUGCUUUAUAUAGUAGUACCUUAAAAGUAACAGAUCAGCUUAUCAUUAAAAAUUCUAAAAGUAAAAUAGGUGGAGGAGCAUUUCUAGGCUCUGAAUCUUGCGGCGCCGCUAUAAAUAAUUUAGAAAAAAUUAACUUUUUUAAUGAUAGCAAUACAGCUACUAUUUCUUCUCAACAAUAUUAUAAAUGCACUAAUUAGCCUGAUUAUAAUAAAAUCACUUAAUGCAAUCUAUUUGAAUUAGAUUCUAUAUUUUAAUUAAAUACUGAAUUAGUAAAUACCUAAUAUUAUUUAGUCUAGUCUGAAGUAAAAAUAAAAGAUAUGGGAUCAAAUCCUCAUAUUGUUUAUUAUAGUACAUUAUUUUAAAAUAUGAUAUAUGUAUUAAGAUUAAGAGUAGAAUAUGAAUGUCCAGAGAAAUAACUUCCAUAAAUAUGUAGUAUUAGGGAAUUUAAUGAAGACCAAUCAAUAGGAAAUCUCUAUAAAUUUAUUGAUGAUGAUGAAAAAUAAUAUUUUUAUAAUUUUGAAAUACCUAACGCAAAUUAUCCUUAUCUUUUGACUAGCUAUUCUUAAUAUUUUGAUUGUAAACUAAAAAGUUAUGCUUUUAUUUUUAAAUUGCGUCCUUUAAUGGAAAUGGGUCGUUCUGUUUGUACACUUAAUACAAGAUAUGGCUGUUAUAAUCCAACAAAUUUGUGUAUAUAAGGAAUGUAAUAAAUUUUUAAUUUACAGCAAUAGUAAAUGUAAUGCAAAUACUGUGAUAUUGGAACUUAUAAUGACGAAUCAACAGAUCGAUGUGAAGUAUGCAACACAGAAAAGUUUGAUAAAUGUUAUGCAAAUGAUUCUUACUUAAAAUAAAAUUUUUGGAGACCUUAUAAUUCAAAUUAUAACGACAUUUAUUUUUGUUAGUUAAAUUAGAAAAGUUGUUAGGGUAGUAAUAGGUCUGGAUAUGGAAACGAUUUAUGUUCUGAAGGUUAUAUUGGAGCUUAAUGCUUAACGUGUGAUAUUAAUAGCGAAUUUUGGAAUGGAUAAUAUGGAUAGUAAGGCUACUUUUAAUGUGUUAAGUGCAGUUCUCUCAACAAUAAUGAUACAUUUAUUUACUUAUCAUUAGCAACAAUUCUUUUCGUAUUUUUCUUCACGAUAAUAAGUAGCUUUAGAAGGAUGAGAAAGUAAGUCUACAGAAGAUACCUUUCUUUCUAUAUGAAAAAGAUAUACAUAGGAUCCAGUUUUAUUAGAUAGAGUUAGGCUUCUGUCUAUACUAAAAUUCUCAUGUUUAAUUUUUAGAUGUAUCUCUUGACUUACUAUUUUGUUGAUUUCGAAAAAUAUGAUUCUUCUAUUCAUAGUAAUAUUUACAACUUAUUUAAUCCGUUAUAAAACUCAGGUGGAAUUUCAUAGGAUUGUUUUCUCAAAUAAUACUUUCCAACUAGUGAAAAUUUAGGAUUUAUCAAAUUAUUGAUUUCAAUAAUUUCUCCUCUAAUUUUAAAUAUUUUCUUUUGGUUGAUACUAUCACUUUAUAGCCAAAAAAAAAAAAAAUUUUACAAUUUUUUAAUGAUAAACAGUUUUACUUACAGCAUUAUUUUUAUCUUUUAAUCACCAAUAAUUUAGUACUCUGUUGAAUCCUUAACAUGCAUUAAGUUAUCUUCAAAUGAGGAAUAUUUAAUGAUCAACACAAGAAUUAACUGUAAAGAUAAUUAUUGGAUAAGUAAAAUGACGUAUUUGAGUAUUGGAGCUCUAAUUUUUUACAUUUUAUUCAUUCCAAUUUACAUUUUUAGAUACAUAUUUGUUAAUAGAAAAAAGCUUGAAAACAGUAAGAUGCUGAUUGCAUUUGGUUUCAUAUACGAUGAAUAUAAAAGACAAUACUAUUAUUGGUAAUUUAUAAAAUUGCUGCUCACAACAUUAUUAUCUGUAUUAGUUUCAUUUGGUAAAACUCAUAUAAUCUUAUGUUGCUAAAUAUAUUGCGCAAUCCUGUGCAUAUACUCUGUUUUUUUAAUAUUCUGCAAGCCAUUCUAAUAAAUUUCUAUGAAUAAAAGGCUUUUAAGACUAUUUCCAAGAGCUAAACUUAAAGUGUAUUCUAAAGACCUUGAAAUUAAUUUAUAGAGAUUUAGAUAAGUAGUUAGAGGUAUAAUUAUGGAUUAAAGUACAAAUCUUAUUGCUGACGAAAUAUAAACUUUUUUAGUUUAAGAAAAUGAAAUAAACUUAUAAUGA